AUGUCGAAAGCAGCCGAGGCGUCCAAAGACAAGGUCAGUCAUUCCCAUCUCGACGACAUCGUCCAUCAGCUCUGGUUCUGACAAGCCUGUCCUCCUCCCAGGGCAACCUCGCUUUCCGACAAGCCAACUAUCCCCUCGCCCUCGCGCACUACACCACCUCGAUCCAGCUGGACCGCUCUUCGUACCUCUACCCUUUGAAUCGAUCACUCGUGCACCUCAAGCUGAGCGAAUGGAGACACGCUGAGAAGGAUGCUACGGUCGCUUUGGAAUUGGAUCCGGUCGAGGCGAGCAAGAAGGCGUACUACAGGAGGGCUUUGGCGAGGAAAGGGAUGGCAAAGUACAGGUUGGCUAUCAAAGGUAUGUUCAGGCGAGACGGGGCGGCCAUGUCAUCGCUACGAGGGCUAUGGCGAUCGGUAGAGCAGCGCUGACUUGUCCAGGCUGCGAUCGGCUCACCCCACUUAUGGAUGGAGGACAGACCUCGAGCAAGCCAGGGAGGCGGGAGCAGAGCCAAACGACAUCGACCAAGAGCUCAACGACAUCAAACAGCUACUCCAAGACAGUGGUGCUCAAACGACGCAACAUGAAUUGCCCUUACCCCCACCGCCGAUCCCAAACAAGCUGUCUGCCACGCCGUCCGUGAGUCGCUUACUCCUGCCACUUAGACCGUCGGAAUUGCGCAAUCUGAUGGUCGGGCCGGGGACGCUCACAGGAGCUCCCGAAGACACCUUCUUCGACAUCGUCGGUAGAAGAACCUACGUUUGAAACCCCACCGUCCCCACCGCCCGCUCAACCGUUCGGAUCGAGCAAAUCCGCUGCUCCUUCCAAAGAUCGACUCAAAGCAGCCCUCGCACCCCGACCUCCGUCUUCAACGAAGAAGGAGAAAGAGAGUGUCCCUACUCUCAGCUCCGAGACCAAGACGACGAAGUCGAAACCCACGGGGGAUCUAAUGACAGCCGUUUCGACGAGAUCCUUGACGCGACCGCAUGCAGGCGCGGCCACUGGUGGAUCGGACAAAACGACCCCGUCUUCGUUCGCUGCAAAGAAGCAACAACGCACAAGUCGCUUCGCUUCUUCGGCACCUGUCAAGGCUUCGUCCAAGACGGCACCCAAUACGGUUCCUCCCCCACCACCGGCACCUCCCGCAGCAACAGAAGCAGUAGCGCCGACUCCACCGCCGGUCGAGUCGCUUCCCAAACCACCUACGAGCACGUCUGCCAUUCCUCUAGUCCCACAUUGGACACCCACACCACCUUCCAAACCCCUCCAACUCGCAAGUCCGCAACCCCUCCCUCACGUCCCUUCCUCUAAACCCCCGCUAUCCUCAUCUACCUUCGAACAAACACUCUCUUCCCCGUCUCUAACCCCUUCAGACCGCCUCACCUACCUCCGUUCGAUCCCUCCCUCCACAUUUCCAACCCUCCUAAAAGGGGGUGCUCUCACACCCGAUCUUUUGACCCUCAUCAUCCAAGCCCUUGCAUCCUCCUCCGAUGCCGAAACGAACAUCGAACCCGACGUCGAUGACUGGUUACUCAACUUCGUGCAUCAUCUCGCCAAAGUCGAUAGGUUCGAUAUGAAUGUCAUGUUCUUGGAGGAGGCGGAGAGGGAGCUAGUGAGGGGGGUCUUUGAUAGGGCCGAGAGGGGAUUGAGAAUCAGUAAGGGGAGAUGGGGGCUUUGA
Messenger RNA from Microbotryum saponariae, 1675 nucleotides. NCBI's taxonomy places the organism in Eukaryota, Fungi, Basidiomycota, Microbotryomycetes, Microbotryales, Microbotryaceae. The record is from the annotation of a GenBank genome assembly.